Mandrillus leucophaeus (drill) is the source of this 2051-nucleotide messenger RNA. RefSeq names its product acid phosphatase 5, tartrate resistant (gene ACP5). Lineage: Eukaryota; Metazoa; Chordata; Mammalia; Primates; Cercopithecidae. Gene Ontology annotation, molecular function: ferric iron binding; acid phosphatase activity; ferrous iron binding. The record is from RefSeq and is a predicted model, not a curated record. Gene Ontology annotation, biological process: bone resorption. The transcript has 7 exons. Bases 729 to 1706 code for a protein of 325 amino acids.
GAAUGCGAUCGCCUGCGGAUCUGCAGCUGGGCACCGGCCGCAGCGCCCGCCCCGCCGACGGCAGGGACUGAAGGGACUCGUGAACGUUCGCGGACGUGUCUCGGUGGCGCCCAGCACCGAGGAGGCAGGCAGGAAGGGAUUCCCACCCAGUGCCACGUGAGAACGCAGGCGUGCAUCGCAGACAGGCCACACAGGCUCGGCGUACAGGUUUGCAGCAACCCGGUCAGGUACAGAGCCGAGGCCCAGGUAGGUAUGCUCAGCUGCACGCAGGAAGCAAGACACACCCAGACAUACACAGGCAAGCCCUCACUCAGAGAAAGAAGGUGCAGAUGUGUCUUGGGUAAUCGCAGCCACAGUCUCUCAAGCGUCACACACACAUACUGACACUCAGAUACACAGACACACAGAGAUACCCAGGACAUGUCAAGCCCACAGCACAAACAGGCCCCUACAGGUUGACCCGGAGGCUGUGUGGGCCGAGGCUGCUGCACACGUGUGCCCAGAUCCUCCCACCCCCACCCCAAUCCCGUGUCCUGCUCCAGGGAAGUCCAGGCAGGGCUCACAUGACCCAAGGGGAGGGCUCCCGGGACAGCCCUCGGAGAAACUGCAUCAUCCUCACGAAUGAUCCACUUCCUCCCCAGGGAAUAAAGGCUCAGGGACCAGCAGUUCUGCCCUGGAGCCCACCAGCCUCUCAGAGCCUCCAGUGACUGGCCUGUGUCUCCCCCAGGAUGGACAUGUGGACGGCGCUGUUCUUCCUACAAGCCUUGUUGCUACCCUCCCUGGCUGAUGGUGCCACCCCUGCCCUGCGCUUUGUAGCCGUGGGCGACUGGGGAGGGGUCCCCAAUGCCCCAUUCCACACGGCCCGGGAAAUGGCCAAUGCCAAGGAGAUCGCUCGGAGCGUGCAGAUCCUGGGUGCAGACUUCAUCCUGUCUCUAGGGGACAAUUUUUACUUCACUGGUGUACAAGACGUCAAUGACAAGAGGUUCCAGGAGACCUUUGAGGACGUAUUCUCUGACCGCUCCCUUCGCAACGUGCCCUGGUACGUGCUGGCUGGAAACCAUGACCACCUCGGCAACGUCUCUGCCCAGAUUGCCUACUCUAAAAUCUCCAAGCGCUGGAACUUCCCCAGCCCUUUCUACCGCCUGCGCUUCAAGAUCCCACGGACCAAUGUGUCUGUGGCCAUUUUUAUGCUGGACACAGUGACACUAUGUGGCAACUCAGAUGACUUCCUCAGUCAGCAGCCUGAGAGGCCCCGAGACGUGAAGCUGGCCCGCACACAGCUGUCCUGGCUCAAGAAACAGCUGGCAGCAGCCAGGGAGGACUAUGUGCUGGUGGCCGGCCAUUACCCCGUGUGGUCCAUAGCCGAGCACGGGCCUACCCACUGCCUGGUCAAGCAGCUACGACCACUGCUGGCCACAUACAGGGUCACCGCCUACCUGUGCGGCCAUGAUCACAAUCUGCAGUACCUGCAAGAUGAGAACGGCGUGGGCUAUGUGCUGAGUGGCGCUGGGAAUUUCAUGGACCCCUCGAAGCGGCACCAGCGCAAGGUCCCCAACGGCUAUCUGCGCUUCCACUAUGGGACUGAAGACUCACUGGGUGGCUUUGCCUAUGUGGAGAUCAGCUCCAAAGAGAUGACUGUCACUUACAUCGAAGCCUCGGGCAAGUCCCUCUUUAAGACCAGCCUACCGAGGCGAGCCAGGCCCUGAACUCCCAUGACUGCCCAGCUCUGAGGCCCGAUCCCCACUGUUGGUGGGUGGGCCCUGCUGGGACCCUACUCACAGAGAGGCUUUUCCUCCGACCUGUGGCGCUGCAGCACGGCAGGAAGGGGAAGCACAGCUGAUGAACUGUGGUGCCACGUGACCCUUGUGGCACAGAUGCCCACGUAUGUGAAACAGACAUGGACACGUGUCCCAGCCACAGUGUUAUGCUCUGUGGCUGGCUCACCUUUGCUGAGUUCCGGGGUGCAGUGGGGGAGUAAGGGAAAGCUUCCUCCUAAAUCAAGCAUUUUUCUGUCACUGAUGUUCAAUAAAAGAAUAGUUGCCAAGGCUGAA